GUCCAUGGGAUUCUUAAUACAAUUUUAGCUUCUUUUGUGUUAGGACAACGUGCAGAAUCCAAAUUACUUGCACCCUCCUCUUCAAUAAAACCGAAGCAGCUAGAGAAGAUGAAGGCUAUCGCCGGAGACCUCCCGAGGAAAGAAGAGGAAAAGUACGCAAGGCUUGGGAUAUUGAAUUAGGGCACUUUUUUGUUCUUGCUGGUCGAGUUCAGGGUGAUGUCGCUGCGUAUAAAGGCCGUGGUGGACAAGUUCGUGCAGGAGCUUAAGGAGGCACUGGACGCUGACAUCCAGGAUCGAGUCAUGAAGGAGAGAGAGAUGCAGAGCUACAUCGAGGAACGCGAGCGCGAGGUAGCCGAGCGCGAGGCUGCCUGGAAAGCCGAGCUCUCACGCCGCGAGGCAGAGAUUUCUCGUCAGGAGGCCAGGCUGAAAAUGGAGAGGGAGAACCUCGAGAAAGAGAAGAGCGUGCUCAUGGGCACUGCUUCAUCUCAAGACAACCAGGAUGGUGCACUUGAGAUCACCGUCAGUGGCGAGAAAUACCGCUGCCUUAGAUUCUCCAAGGCCAAGAAAUAGGGCUCUUUCAUACAGAGUUUUUUCUUUUGCCGGUAAGGGGAAUCUUAGAACGUUGUGUUAUUGUGUACAGCAUAUUAUAUUUAUUUCAGUUACAUUUGUACCAAUUUUUUCGUCGCUUAGGAAAUCAUUAUUAACAUCUCUAGGAUUGAAACUUUCUUGCUCUUUUCCCUUGUUCAAAUUGUUAUAAUCAUUCAAAACAGAUUAGGACAGUUUGCCUUCUCGUUCGAGUUAAA
Dendrobium catenatum is the source of this 803-nucleotide messenger RNA. RefSeq lists its product as uncharacterized. Bases 217 to 570 code for a protein of 117 amino acids. The record is from RefSeq and is a predicted model, not a curated record. The transcript is spliced from 2 exons. NCBI's taxonomy places the organism in Eukaryota, Viridiplantae, Streptophyta, Magnoliopsida, Asparagales, Orchidaceae.